This is a messenger RNA of Erinaceus europaeus (western European hedgehog), 587 nucleotides long. It is a transcript of the gene ANKRD37, whose product is annotated as ankyrin repeat domain 37. Lineage: Eukaryota; Metazoa; Chordata; Mammalia; Eulipotyphla; Erinaceidae. Gene Ontology annotation, molecular function: protein binding. The record is from RefSeq and is a predicted model, not a curated record.
CUUUAAAUUCUGACUUGGGAGACUUCUGAGUAGCUUACCUGGUCAUCUGCAGCUAGAACGCCGCCAUGCUGCACUCCUAUAGACUCCGGUCCUCUUGAGUUAGGUGGAAAAUGCUGAUGCUUGAUUGCAAUCCAGAGUUGGGCAGUCUGAAGCAUUUGCUGGAGACUGGAACCUCCAUCAGUGCACCCCCGGACCCCUGCCAGCAGUCAUUUGCCCACUUGUUCGCAGGUGGUGGUCUUGUUUGUUUGCUUCGGUGGCAGCUGCAAACAGGCGCUGACCUCAACCAACAGGACAGUUUUGGGGAACCACCACUCAAGGCAGCAAAAAUUGAAAAUCUGGAAUGCCUUAGCCUGCUUGUAGCCAGUGAUGCCCAAAUUGAUUUAUGUAAUAAGAAUGGGCGAACUGCUGAAGACCUUGAUUGGUCCUAUGGAUUUCCAGAAUGUACCAAGUUUCUUACAACAAUUAACUGUAUCCAGACAAUAAAGUCAAAGGAACAAGAUGAUUCUGGCAAUUGUGUGCCAUUGCGCAGAAGGAAACGCAGCUCUAGCAGUGCAGCAUAUACAAAUGGGAAAAGGAGGUGUUGGUAA